This is a messenger RNA of Solanum pennellii, 1848 nucleotides long. RefSeq lists its product as uncharacterized. The transcript is spliced from 5 exons. Gene Ontology annotation, molecular function: nucleic acid binding. Lineage: Eukaryota; Viridiplantae; Streptophyta; Magnoliopsida; Solanales; Solanaceae. Bases 1 to 1848 code for a protein of 615 amino acids. The record is from RefSeq and is a predicted model, not a curated record.
AUGUCAGAUAUCCAAGUCAUAAGUCCUGCUUUGUGUAUGCAUAAGAUCUACAUGGAGGAAACAUAUAAAGCAAGUGCUCAACAGCAGCGAAGAUUAAAUUCUUUGAUGAAGGAUGUGGUUGGAAAAAAGGUAAUCAAGUGGUUAGAUGCAGGGAUAGUGUAUCCAAUAUCAGACAACAAAUGGAUUGGCAGCUACUUUUCGGAGAUGCAUAAUGGCAAUAUUUCACGAUAUGGUGGAGAUUUUGUAGAGGUGUUUAUGGAUGACUUCUCUGUGUUUAGUGAGGCCUAUGAGCUAUGCUUGUUAAAUCUUGACAGAGUCUUAACAAGAUGUCAAGAAACAAAUUUAGUUUUAAAUUGGGAAAAAUGUCACUUCUUGGUAAGAGAAGGAAUUGUAUUGGGACACAAGGUGUCGAAGAAUGGGCUAGAGGUGUAUAAAGCCAAGAUUGAAGUAAUUGAGAAAUUGCCACUUCCAGUAUCGGUUAAAGGGGUUAGAAGCUUUUUAGUCUAUGCAGGUUUUUAUAGAAGGUUCAUUAAAGAUUUCUCUAAAACUGCAAAACCCAUGUGCGGUCUAUUAGAAAAGGAGGUGAAAUUCAAGUUUGACAAGAACUAUUUAGAGGUCUUGAAAGUGUUGAAACAAAAGUUAAUAGAAGCCCAUAUUCUUGUAGCGUUAGAUUGGGAGUUUCCAUUUGAAUUGAUGUGUGACGCAAGUGAUAUUUCUGUCAGGUCAAUGUUAGGACAAAAACGAAAUCAAGUGUUUCACUCCAUUUACUAUACGAGUAAGACACUAGAUGCAGCACAAGCGAACUACACAAUAACUGAGAAAGAAAUGUUGGCCUUAGUGUUUGCAUAUGACAAAUUUUGGUCAUAUGUGGUGGGAACGAAGGUGAUAGUCUAUACUGACCAUGCAGCCAUUAAAUAUCUUUUCAAUAAGAAGGAUUCAAAACCACGAUUGAUCAGAUGGGUCUUACUUCUCCAGGACUUUGAUUUAGAGAUUAAAUAUAGAAAGGAUUCAGAGAAUCAGAUAGCGAACCAUUUGUCUAGAUUAGAAGACUCAUCUCAUGUGUCAGAGAAACGAAAAAUUCGGGAAGAAUUCCCGGAUGAACAGCUGUUAGCAAUGGAUAUUACACAGGCACCCUGGUAUGCAAACAUUGUGAAUUAUUUGGGUCUGGAUCAAAUGUUGAGAAGAUUUAUAGGUGAGGAAGAGGCCCCAAAAGUGUUAGAAAGUUGUCACUCCUCACCAUAUGGCGGACAUCAUGGGGGUGAACGAACUGCGCAUAAAGUAUUACAAUCUGGAUUCUUUUGGCCUACCUUAUUCAAAGAUGCUGUGUUGUUUGUAAAAAGAUGUGACCAGUGCCAACAAAUGGGCACAAUUUCAAGAAGGCAUGAGACGCCUUUACGUAAUAUUCUGGAGAUCCUCCAGAAAACUAUAAAUGCUCAAAGGAAGGAUUGGUCAGAUAAGCUAGAUGAUGCUUUAUGGGCAUAUAGAACUGCGUAUAAGACACCAGUAGGGACGUCUCCCUACCAAAUGGUUUUUGGAAAAGCAUGUCACUUGCCCGCCGAGUUAGAACAUAGAGCAUAUUGGGCAAUAAAAAAACUAAGUCUGGAUGCUAAGUUAGUCGGGCAGAACAGAGUAACACUACUGAAUGAGCUUGAGGAGUUCAGGCUGCAUGCAUAUGAGAAUGCAAAGUUCUAUAAGGAAAAAACAAAAAAAUGGCAUGACAAGCACAUAGUGUCACACACUUUUGAGCCAGGCCAACUAGUAUUGUUGUUCAACUCCAGAUUGAAAUUGUUUCAAAGAAAGAUCCGUUCUAAAUGGAGUGGUCCGUUUGAGGUGGUGCAAAUGAAUUAA